Molecule: messenger RNA, 3137 nt
Organism: Scylla paramamosain (green mud crab)
Lineage: Eukaryota; Metazoa; Arthropoda; Malacostraca; Decapoda; Portunidae
Product: conserved oligomeric Golgi complex subunit 6-like
Exons: 12
Coding region: 1177-1557 (126 amino acids)
Biological process (GO): intra-Golgi vesicle-mediated transport
Cellular component (GO): COG complex
Source: RefSeq, a predicted model, not a curated record
GGGCGGAGACGGACGUUGCCAGAAUAUCUCCCUGUUAACUGUCCGUGUUUCUUUUUUUUCUCUUUUUUUCUGUGUUUGCGUGUGUGUGUGCCCACGUCAAUGAACUGACCAUUAGGAUAACCACAAAGCAUAGUUCCCCCGGUGCUAUGAAGGCGUGGACUCCCAUUUGAAACGUGAAAAGUGAAAAAUAACGUGGCCUUUGACUCGCGACUGGAAGAGUGACUGUUGCUGUGCCCCGCCCACCUGCUGCUGCUGCUGUGGUGCCAGUGUGCGGUGCCUGUGGAGUGUGGUGCAUGGUGGAGGCGCAGAGCGAGGGAGGGGCGCGGCGCUGCUCUCCCGGGUAGAAAGCUGCUGAAGGAGAUGCCAUGUGCAGCCAGCCACCCCACCUUCUCUCUCUCUCUCUCUCUCUCUCUCUCUCUCUCUCUCUCUCUCUCUCUCUCUCUCUCUCUCUCUCUCUCUCUCUCUCUCUAUACGCAUAUUCCUCUCCCAGACCUUCAUCUCCUCCCCCUCCUCCCCUCCUCCAUUGCUCCAUCCACACUGGCCCUACCACGACCCUCCACCGACCACCAGGAGGGAACAUGAGUCGUCCAGGUCGUCUUAACAAGGCGCUGAGUUGACGUGAGUGGGCAGAGGAAGAAGAAGUAGAAGAAGAGGAAGAGGAAGAAGAGGAAGAGGAGGAGAGGGAAGGAAGAUCUGAGCUGCGGAUAAGCAACAAGCUACACAUGCAGGAGACAGUGGCUGAGGCAUUUGUGAGGUGCUUCCAAUUGACACCAGAUGAGGUAGCCACCAUCAAGGGGUCCACCAGAGAGUCUCCCAUCACCCCAGAGUUCUUUACCAUCCUGGACAAGACACAGAAGAUACGCAGCAACACCAAGUACCUCCUGCAGACGGGCCACCAAAACACUGCCUCGGACAUGGCGGAGCAAAUGAACGUGUGCCGUGAAGCAGGUCUGGAGAGGCUGUACCGCUGGUGUCAGGGGCAGUGUUGCUCCCCAGACCCCUCACCUUUGCUCACACAAGCCUUAGCAGCUCUGCAGGAGAGACCAGUGCUUUUCAACCUGGUGGUGGAGGAGUGGAUGGUGGUGGUGAGAUGAGGAUGGCUGGUGAGGGGCUUCCUGGAUGCUCUCACCAUAGGAGGACCUGGAGGAGCACCACGACCCAUACAGCUGCAGGCACAUGACCCCCCCCCUGCACUACGUGGGGGACAUGCUGGCAUGGGUGCAUCAGCCCCUCCCUUCUGAACGUGAGGCGGCCCAAUCACUUUUUGCCAAGUACUCCAAUCUAGACCCAACAGAGCAGACAAGGAGUACUGUGGCUAGCAUAUCGGAGAGUGUUUGCCAUCCUCCUAGAACCAGAAUUGAGCAGACGAUUGUGACAGACCAGCGUCGGGAGGGAGGCAAGAAACCCGUCAUGUUGUACAAGAUAAGCAACCUCCUCAGAUUCUAUCACAACACUGUUUUGCAGGUGACUGAUGCAGGACUGCUGGUGGCCACUCUUGAUGAACUCCACCAGCUAAGCUACAAGAUGUUUUUAUAUCAGCACUGCAGAGUCAAGUGAACCAUGUGAGUGAGAGGAUAGAGCCGCCAGGAGAGACACUGGCACCCACACCUGGAGUGGCACGCACCCUGAGUCUGCUCACUGAGGUGGUUACUGCCGCCACUGUGGCUGACGACGCACACCAUGAUUGUAAGCAGAUUGUGAGUUGUGUGGUGGAUCCUCUGAUGAAUGCGAUAAGUGAGAGUGCAACUGGACUGGGUGCAGUGGAGUCUGCUGUGUAUCUGCUCAACUGCUUCCACCAGCUGCACACCACUGGGGAUAAACUAGAGAUGAUCCAGGGACAGAUUGACGCCCAGCUGGACACACUGAGCCAGGAGCAGAUCAAUGGGGUGUGUGUGUCAUAGCAUGGGAGUGGCCACCAUGUACCCACUGAUCACCAACCUUCCCACCACACCUCUCUCCCAGCACCCAUCGUGUCAGCCUUUGGCCAUACAGGCAUUCAUGACCAAGCUGGAUGGGUUCCUGGCUGCCCCUGACCAUCUCAUGCUGCCCCACACCAGGCUGCUGCUCUCCUCUUCCUUCAGACGGUCCCUGCAACAGCGCACAGCAGAGGCAGUGUGCACAGUUUACAAGCAGCUGCAUGAUAUAGUCCAUAACCCAACCCAUGGCUACACAGACCCCAGUUCCCUCCUGCCCAGUGACCCUGAGACUGUGAAAACCCUCCUCUCCUAGCAGGAAUGCUCUUGUCUGGGUCACUGUCGUUGAUUUGUUGAAGGUUUUGUCCUGUGAGUGACCCUGAGACUGUGAAAACCCUCCUCUCCUAGCAGGAAUGCUCUUGUCUGGGUCACUGUCGUUGAUUUGUUGAAGGUUUUGUCCUGUGAGUGACCCUGAGACUGUGAAAACCCUCCUCUCCUAGCAGGAAUGCUCUUGUCUGGGUCACUGUCGUUGAUUUGUUGAAGGUUUUGUCCUGUGAGUGACCCUGAGACUGUGAAAACCCUCCUCUCCUAGCAGGAAUGCUCUUGUCUGGGUCACUGUCGUUGAUUUGUUGAAGGUUUUGUCCUGUGAGUGACCCUGAGACUGUGAAAACCCUCCUCUCCUAGCAGGAAUGCUCUUGUCUGGGUCACUGUCGUUGAUUUGUUGAAGGUUUUGUCCUGUGAGUGACCCUGAGACUGUGAAAACCCUCCUCUCCUAGCAGGAAUGCUCUUGUCUGGGUCACUGUCGUUGAUUUGUUGAAGGUUUUGUCCUGUGAGUGACCCUGAGACUGUGAAAACCCUCCUCUCCUAGCAGGAAUGCUCUUGUCUGGGUCACUGUCGUUGAUUUGUUGAAGGUUUUGUCCUGUGAGUGACCCUGAGACUGUGAAAACCCUCCUCUCCUAGCAGGAAUGCUCUUGUCUGGGUCACUGUCGUUGAUUUGUUGAAGGUUUUGUCCUGUGAGUGACCCUGAGACUGUGAAAACCCUCCUCUCCUAGCAGGAAUGCUCUUGUCUGGGUCACUGUCGUUGAUUUGUUGAAGGUUUUGUCCUGUGAGUGACCCUGAGACUGUGAAAACCCUCCUCUCCUAGCAGGAAUGCUCUUGUCUGGGUCACUGUCGUUGAUUUGUUGAAGGUUUUGUCCUGUGAGUGACCCUGAGACUGUGAAAACC